UAUAGUUCUCGGCGCAAUAAGCGGACGGCGAAGGCAAGUCAGAAAUCUCCAACGACAUUUCGAAUUUACGUCGUUUCCGCCAAAAUCGAAGCUCACAAUCAUCAAUCAUGGCGCCCAGCUUCAAACCACCCAAAUCCACCGUCCGAUUAUCCUCACAAACUCUGGAAAAACUCAUCAAAACCAACAGAAACCUUUCCAAGCCACAGCCGAGACUCUGGGCAGACGAUCCACCCCACCCUGAACUCAUCGACUCGGACGAUCCAGGAGUGCGCACGCUGACGCUGAACCACCCCAUCCUGCGCGCUUUAGAGUCUUCCAGCGGUGGGCUGAGAGAAUUCAACCAGGUCCAGAGCCAGCUCGUCGUUUCCGGCCUAUUUCAUCAUCCCCUUGCCGCUGGCCGGGUCUUGAAGAAACUGUGUUCUUCGCGGCUCACGGUUUCUCAUGCGGUUGAUCUCUUCGGUUGGUUUGAAGAGCCGGACGCUUUCUUGUGUAACACCAUUGUUAGAAGCUUGGUGAGAUUCAAUGACCCACAUGGCGCCCUGGCUUUUUACUAUAAUCAAAUGACUGGGAAGUUUGUUUUGCCGAAUCAUUACACGUUCCCGCUUUUGGCAAAGGUUUGUGCGGGGAUUGGUUCCUUUCAAGACGGGGAGAAGGUUCAUGCCCGGGUUGUCAAGUUCGGGUAUGAGUUUGAUUUGUUUGUUCGGAAUGCUUUGAUUCACAUGUACUCUGUUUUUGGAAGAAUUGGGGAUGCAAGGAAGGUUUUUGAUUUGAGUUAUGAAUCAGAUUUGGUGACUUGGAACUCAAUGAUAGGUGGGUAUGUAAAGAAUGGAGAAGUGGGUGUUGCGCUUAAGGUUUUCAAUGAAAUGCCUGAAAGAGAUGCUUUUAGUUGGAAUUCUAUGAUUGCGGGUUAUGUGGCAAUUGGGAACAUGGAGAGAGCAAAAGAAUUGUUUGAGAAGAUGCCGUUAAAAGAUGCCAUCUCUUGGAAUUCUUUGAUUGAUGGGUAUGCCAGGAUUGGAAACAUUUCAGCUGCUCGAGAUAUUUUUGAUCAAAUGCAAUAUAAGAAUUUAGUUUCAUGGAAUACGAUAUUGGCUCUUUAUGUGCGGUCCAAGAAUUACACUGAGAGCUUGAGGUUGUUUGAUAGGAUGAUGCGAGGAGAAAAUGCUAAGCCGAAUGAGGCCACUCUUGUAAGUGUCUUGACUGCUUGCGCACAUUUAGGUAGUCUAGAUAGAGGUAAAUGGGUUCACAAUUACAUUAGAAACAGUAAAAAUGUUGAACCUGACAUGCUACUUUUUACUGCUUUAUUAACAAUGUAUGCAAAAUGUGGGGAUAUGGAUUUGGCUAGAGAUGUCUUUGAUGAGAUUCCAAACAAAAGUGUUGUCUCAUGGAAUUCUAUGAUUAUGGGGUAUGGGAUGCAUGGGUAUGGACAGAAGGCUCUUGAAAUGUUCCUAGAGAUGGAGAAUAGAGGAGUGAUGCCAAAUGAUGCCACUUUUGUAUGCAUUUUAAGUGCAUGUGCUCAUGCAGGAAUGGUUUUGGAAGGUUGGUGGUACUUUGAUUUGAUGCAUCGAGUUUACAUGAUUGAGCCAAAGGUUGAGCAUUAUGGUUGCAUGGUCGACCUUCUUGGACGGGCUGGCUUGAUGAAGGAUUCUGAAGAGCUUAUCAGCAAGAUGCCAAUGGAUGGAGGACCUACUCUAUGGGGAGCUUUACUUUCAGCAUGCAGGAGUCACUCUAAUCUUGAGCUUGGAGAGACUCUGGCCAGGCGUUUAAUUGAGUUGGAACCAGUGGAUAUCGGCCCUUAUGUGUUGCUAUCAAACAUAUAUGCUGCAGAAGGGAGAUGGAAUGAUGUGGAAAAUGUAAGAAAGAUGAUGAAUAACAGAGGGUUACAAAAAGUGGCCGGGUCUAGCUCGGUUCAGUUAGGAAAUUGUGCUACUGAAUUUUCCCAGGAAAGUGAUUCAGUUCAUAAGAGGAGCAUGAUGUACUCCAUGUUGAGUGAGAUGGGUGCUCAAUUGAAAUUGUCAUGCAGAAAUAUAUGACGAAUUACAGAAAUUUUAGUGUUGUAAGUACCGUUGGAGAAAGUUCAGUAUGGUUAGUUAACAUAUUCAGAAAAUGAGGAGAAUCAGAGACAUGGAAUUCUAACAGGUUGAAGACAUUAAGUAUAUGCUGGGUCAAGGUAUCUAAGUGCAAGUGUAUGAGAUAGGCUAUGAUAUUUGCAGCAAAAGAGGGGAGAAUAAUUUUCAUUACUCCUUUUCAUACCCGAAAAUUAUUUUGUGGGAAGUUUUGAAAAAUCAAUGGCGAUAAUGUUGGUAUUGGUUGACUGGAUUCACGAAUACACGAUAAUGUUGGCAGCUUCAUGAAAUGACUCGCUGUGUGUAGUUUAAUUUAACCAGAGGUUGCGCCCAUGUAUACUGGCAUAGUAGUACUGAGACCAUGGAAACCAAACGAUUAUGAUGGAGACUGCUGAUUUGAGUUGAACGCCAAAACUGAUUGGUCACAUGACUCCAUUUCUUGAAGCUCUACCAGGGCUAAGGAUCUUUCGUCAUUGUUCUGCAACUUGCUCGUUUUCUCCUGACCUUGAUGGUGUUUUAUAAGCAUGAGGAAAUUCUAUCCCAUACAUGAUACUUGAGCUUCAGAGAAAAAGAAAAAAAAAAAAAACAUAGAAUUGAUUCAAACAAAGCCCUUAAUAUACAGCAUUUGAUGGAUUGAUUCCUCACAUUUAGUUUGGACUUGUAUAAGGUCCAACAUAGUUGAGCCAUAUGACAAUUUAUUUGGAAGAGUUCAACCGAUAUCUUCUGGAUCUUGCAUGGGUCCACGGUGCUGUCUGGACUCUAUUGAAUACAUAAUGAAAAAAGAAAAUAUGUUUAUCAUGAUUAUAGCACCAAGUGUAAGAAGGGCUGAACGUGUACAUUUUAUUUUCUUUUCCUUUUUUGGCUAAUAGAAUUUGUACUUUUUCA
Messenger RNA from Diospyros lotus (date-plum), 2948 nucleotides. Its product is annotated as pentatricopeptide repeat-containing protein At3g29230-like. Gene Ontology annotation, molecular function: RNA binding; protein binding. The record is from RefSeq and is a predicted model, not a curated record. The coding region runs from base 108 to 2030 and encodes 640 amino acids. The transcript has a single exon. Gene Ontology annotation, biological process: RNA modification. NCBI's taxonomy places the organism in Eukaryota, Viridiplantae, Streptophyta, Magnoliopsida, Ericales, Ebenaceae.